This is a messenger RNA of Labrus bergylta (ballan wrasse), 3472 nucleotides long. RefSeq names its product prolyl endopeptidase (gene prep). Gene Ontology annotation, cellular component: cytosol. NCBI's taxonomy places the organism in Eukaryota, Metazoa, Chordata, Actinopteri, Labriformes, Labridae. Gene Ontology annotation, molecular function: oligopeptidase activity; serine-type endopeptidase activity. Gene Ontology annotation, biological process: proteolysis. The record is from RefSeq and is a predicted model, not a curated record.
CCCCCUCUCUUUCAGGUGCUCAUUGACUGUGUGCAAGCAGAUGCAUCUCUCAGCGCUCUAAGUUGAUGUUUUUCAGGAUCCAGAGAGCCAUUGCAAAACCACUACUCCACUCUCUGAGGCAACUUAUUUUGAUACGUGACUCCCGAACACUGACGUCCAAAAUGUCUUUCCAGUAUCCACAGGCUUACCGCGACGACGCAGUUGUGGAUGAUUAUCAUGGAGCCAAAGUGCCAGAUCCAUACAGCUGGCUGGAAGACCCCGACAGCGAGAAGACUCAGGCAUUUGUUAGUGCUCAGAACCAGCUGACGGUGCCGUUUUUAGAGCGCUGUGAGGUGCGAGACUUGUUUAAGGAGCGCAUGACUGAGCUGUAUGACUACCCCAAGUAUAGCUGUCCCUUUAAGAGAGGAAGCAGGUACUUUCACUUCUACAACACAGGCCUCCAAAACCAGAGUGUGAUGUACGUGCAGGAGAACUUGGACGCGGAGCCCGCCGUCUUUUUGGAUCCGAACACAUUUUCAGACGAUGGAACGGUCGCACUGCGAGGCUAUGCGUUCUCUGAGGACGGGGAGUACCUGGCGUACGGCACCAGCGCGAGCGGUUCAGACUGGGUGGAGAUGCGCUUCCUGCGGGUGGAGGACGCCACACCUCUAGAGGACCGCCUGGAGCGAGUCAAGUUCAGCUGCAUGUCCUGGACUCACGAUGGGAAGGGACUGUUCUACAACUCGUAUCCUAACCAGGAGGGAAAGAGUGACGGCACUGAGACAUCCACUAACCUGCACCAGAAGCUUUACUUCCACGUGUUGGGAACUCCUCAGUCUGAUGACGUGCUGUGCGCAGAAUUCCCCGACCAUCCGAAAUGGAUGAGUGGAGCCGAGGUAUCAGAUGAUGGACGCUAUGUGCUGCUGUCUAUCAGGGAAGGUUGUGAUCCCGUCAACAGACUGUGGUACUGUGACCUUCAGACCACUCCUCAGGGUAUUACAGGUCUGUUGCCAUGGGUGAAGCUCAUCGACAACUUUGACGCUGAAUACGAGUACGUGACCAACGAGGGCACAGUGUUCACAUUUAAGACCAACCUCGACGCCCCACGUUACCGCCUCAUCAACAUCGACUUUGCCUCUCCAGCUCAGAGCAACUGGAAGGAACUCAUCCCUCAACACGACAAGGACGUGAUCGUUUUUGCCACCUGUACGUACUCCAGCUACCUGUUUGUGUGUUUCCUCCACGAUGUAAAGAAUGUGUUGAAAAUGUACGGCCUGAGCUCGGGGGAGGAGCUGAAGACCUUCCCUCUGGAUGUCGGCUCCGUGGUGGGUUUCACAGGACGGAAGAGGGACUCUGAGAUCUUCUACUAUUUCACCUCCUUCCUCUCCCCAGCCAUCAUUUACCACUGUGACCUGACUAAGGAGCCGCUGCAGCCCCACAUCUUCAGAGAGGUCACGGUCAAAGGUUUCAGCCCGUCUGACUACCAGACCACCCAGAUCUUCUAUCCCUCCAAGGACGGCACUCAGAUCCCCAUGUUUAUCGUUCACAAGAAGGGAAUCAAGUUGGACGGCUCCCAUCCCGGUUUUCUUUACGGCUACGGCGGGUUCAACAUCUCCAUCACGCCGAGCUACAGCGUCUCCCGGCUCAUCUUUGUCCGACAUCUCGGGGGAGUCCUGGCCGUUGCCAACAUCCGAGGAGGAGGAGAGUACGGAGAGACCUGGCACAAAGCUGGCAUGUUGGCCAACAAGCAGAACUGCUUCACAGACUUCCAGUGUGCAGCUGAAUAUCUCGUCAAGGAGGGAUACACUUCUCCCUCCAAGCUGACUAUAAACGGAGGCUCCAACGGUGGCCUGCUUGUAGCUGCCUGUGUGAACCAGCGACCCGAGCUGUUCGGCUGUGCUGUGGCUCAGGUCGGCGUCAUGGACAUGCUCAAAUUUCACAAGUUCACCAUCGGCCACGCCUGGACCACAGACUUCGGCUGUUCAGAAGACAAAGAGCAGUAUGAUUGGCUCAUCAAAUACUCCCCGCUCCAUAACAUCCGCAUCCCAGAAGGCAACGGGGUCCAGUACCCCGCAGUGCUCCUGCUCACGGGGGAUCACGAUGACCGCGUCGUGCCUCUGCACUCCCUCAAGUACAUCGCCACCCUGCAGCACAUCGUGGGCCGCAGCUCCAAGCAGUCAAACCCUCUGUUCAUCCUCGUGGACACAAAGUCAGGCCACGGUGCGGGCAAGCCCACCAGCAAGGUCAUCCAGGAGGUGGCCGACACCUACGCCUUUAUCGCUCGCUGUCUCAACAUCUGCUGGGUCAAAUAACCUGAAAACUACAGUUAAAGUGUGUUAAGUGUGUUUUCUUCUUUUGUCAUCCAUAAGCAUCUUUGGGGAAAAUGCUCAAAGGGGUCUGUUCACACAGUCUUUAUAUCUUUACACCGACAGAUGUUUGACAUUUCAUGUAGCUUCUAGAUCUUUUUCUUUUGUGUUUAUCUUCAGCUCUUUUCACACAUGACCUGCACUCCUAAACAUUUCACUUCAUACUCGACAACUUUGGAUCCUUUCAGCCGACUUUUUCAUGGAAGCACCCUUGUACAGAGUCGGUGUAAAAUCCACACAGGUCAGUGUGAAAACCCAACAGGUUAUAUUUGAGGCAGGUUGAUGAUGAAGUUCAUGUUGAGCAGAGUUUGGUUUCUCUUCGAUCUUGAACGCUCGCCCUCAGCUGCCAGUUCGCUGUUUUCUACUCUUGGGUAUUUAAUAUAAAAACAUCCUUAUACGGUUUAGGAAAGAGCCCCCCCGUCCCCCUCCCCGCAUCUCCCGUAGUGUAGGUCAUGUGUGAAAGGACAAGUCCUAAAAAUAUUAGACACUACAUUUUCAGGACCUCAUAUGUGUACGACACUUAAUUUAGCCCCUCCCCCUCUCUAUUCGAGCCUGUCAGGACGCAGACUCUUCAGGAUCUCAGCCAACAUAUAGCACUCUCUGCUAACAUAUAGCACUCUCCUGUUGGCCAUUUUUGUAUCCCUAAAGAGAAAAAAAGUAUCACUUGUGUGGUGGAUGUCAAAAACAAAAAGUGGGCGUAUCUCCACGGUUACAUUAAUCAGCCAAUCAGCUGUUACAGUCAAAAGGUAAAAGUGGCAACCGUUAAUGUCAAGAUCACUUCCGGGUGUUCUUGGCGCAUCAACAUACCUUUUUAUUUAUUUGUGUGCACAGGACGGAGGCGGUCGGAUGUUUGUCUUUAGCAUGUACAGUUCUGACGGAACAGCGCAGUGCAAAACGAUGCUGCUGGAAGUCGACAGUAUUGCUGAGUGUGUGCGGAAAGUUGCAAACAAAAAAACAAAAAAAACAUUGCAUUGUGUGAAAGAGUGUGUGAGUGUGUGUUUAAAUGUCAGUCCCCACUUUUCUUUCAGACUGAUGAUUUCUACCUCUUGACAUGUGCUGAUUGUUUACCUUUGAAAGGAAACAAAACACAAUGCCACAACUACAAUAAACAACUUUUUAAACAGUGA